AUGGCGCACCACAAAACCAGCAUACUGAGGGGCCUGCUCCUUUCCAGCCUUCUGCACCUCACACUAAGCCACGAUGGAGUUUUCCUGGACAAGGAGAAGGCACUGUUGCUGCUCAAGCGCCCACGACGUGCCAACAAGGGAUUUCUGGAAGAGAUGCUUAAAGGCAACCUGGAACGAGAGUGCCUGGAGGAGACAUGUAGUUACGAGGAGGCCUUUGAAGCCCUUGAAUCCACUGUUCGCACGGAGGAAUUUUGGUCAAAAUACCAAGUGUGUCAGGGCAUAAGGAAGUCCAGGACAGUUCUGGAUGCUUGUCUACAAGGUAACUGCUCCACUGGUCUGGGCCAGAACUAUCGGGGGACAAUUAGUCACACCAAAUCAGGGAUUGAAUGUCAAAUGUGGAGAAGCAAAUAUCCACAUAUACCUAAAUUUAAUGCCACCAUUCAUCCCAGCCUCACUGAGAACUACUGCAGGAAUCCAGACAACAACCCAGCGGGCCCAUGGUGCUACACCCGAGACCCAACAGUGCCACGGGAGGAAUGUCCCAUUCCAGUGUGUGGAGAGGACAGGACCACAGUGGAGUUCACUCCACAAGUCAAGCCUCCAGCCUCAACAGAGCCAUGUGAACAAGAAAAAGGCAUGCUUUAUACUGGAACCCUCUCAGUCACCAUCUCUGGGGCUAAGUGUCUACCAUGGAACUCUGAGAAGGCCAAAGAGGUGCUCCAAGGAAAAACUAUCACCACAGAGGUGAAGCUACUGGAAAAUUACUGUAGGAAUCCUGAUGCAGAUGAUGAAGGUGUCUGGUGUGUCACAGAUGAACCACCCAACUUUGAAUACUGUGACCUGCGCUACUGUGACAGCUCCUUGGAGGAUGGAGAUGAACAGGUGGAGGGAAUAUCAGGACGCACUGUCCUUCAAGAGUUCAAAACCUUCUUUGAUGACAAAACUUUUGGUUCAGGUGAAGCAGACUGUGGCAUUCGCCCUCUAUUUGAGAAGAAAAACAUGCAAGACAAAACUGAGAAGGAGCUGCUGGAAUCCUACAUUACAAGCAGAGUUGUGGGUGGGGACGAUGCAGAAGUCGGCAGUUCCCCCUGGCAGGUGAUGCUCUACAAAAAGAGUCCUCAAGAGCUGCUGUGUGGUGCCAGCCUCAUCAGUGACAGCUGGGUCUUGACUGCUGCUCAUUGCCUUUAUUAUCCACCUUGGGACAAGAACUUAACUACAAAUGACAUCUUGGUGCGGAUUGGCAAGCACUUGAGGGCAAAAUAUGAAAAGAACAAAGAGAAAAUUGCUCUGUUGGAUAAAAUCAUCAUCCAUCCCAAAUACAACUGGAAAGAGAACAUGGACCGAGACAUUGCACUCAUGCACCUGAAGAGACCUAUCAUCUUCAGUGACUACAUCCAUCCUGUCUGCCUGCCUACCAAAGAGAUCGUGCAAAGGCUGAUGCUGGCAGGUCACAAAGGGCGGGUAACUGGUUGGGGAAACCUGAAAGAAACAUGGGCCACUAACCCGAGGAACUUGCCCACAGUUCUUCAACAGCUCAACAUCCCCAUUGUAGACCAAAAUACUUGCAAGGCAUCCACCAAAGUCAAAGUUACUGACAACAUGUUCUGUGCAGGGUAUAGACCUGAAGACUCAAAGAGAGGAGAUGCCUGUGAAGGGGACAGUGGGGGUCCUUUUGUAAUGAAGAGUCCAGAUGACAAUCGCUGGUAUCAAGUGGGAAUAGUUUCAUGGGGAGAAGGCUGUGACCGAGAUGAUAAAUACGGAUUUUAUACCCAUGUAUUCCGCCUGAAAAAGUGGAUACGAAAAACCGUUGAAAGGCAUGGGUGA
Rhea pennata is the source of this 1824-nucleotide messenger RNA. It is a transcript of the gene F2, whose product is annotated as coagulation factor II, thrombin. The transcript is spliced from 14 exons. Gene Ontology annotation, biological process: proteolysis; positive regulation of blood coagulation; blood coagulation. Gene Ontology annotation, molecular function: calcium ion binding; serine-type endopeptidase activity. Lineage: Eukaryota; Metazoa; Chordata; Aves; Rheiformes; Rheidae. The record is from RefSeq and is a predicted model, not a curated record. Gene Ontology annotation, cellular component: extracellular region. The coding region runs from base 1 to 1824 and encodes 607 amino acids.